GGAAAAUCGUUUUAUUUACGCCAGAUCGUUUCUAGCCGGCGUUCCAAUUCUGAAUAUAUACAAAAAAUUCGUUGAUUAUUUCAAUUUGCUAAAUAAUCAUUUUAUACACCGGUUAGGUCAUCAGAAUUAGAUCCCAGUUACGUACUAGUGACAGUGACUUUAUUACUUCUCUGUUCAGUCAGAGUCUGAACACUGAAAUCUAGUUAUAAUAGCAAAUAGCCUGUCUUUUGUCAAAAUGGUAGGAAAUAAUUGUGGGCCGUGUGGAUUGAUUUGGAUAAACGACACGAACCACAAACAAAUUCCCAUACCUCUGAAAUCUGUGUCGAUCACUGCAUCAGUGGUCCAUGCGGUGGCGCAAGUGGAAAUUACACAAGUUUAUGAAAACAGCGAAAAUAACCCAAUAGAAGCGAGUUACAUCUUCCCAGUGGAUUCUAAUGGAGCCGUCACACAUUUUCAGGCAGAGUUGGACGGAAAAGUUAUCAAGGGAGUAGUAAAGACGACAGAAGAUGCGAAAAGGGAUUAUGAAGCCGCAAUUAAGCAGCAAAAAACUGCGUUCCUUGGAGAAGAAACUAAACCAGAUGUUUUUCAUUUGAAAAUUGGAUUCUUGAAACCAGGAGCCUUGGCUAAAGUUGUGAUUGGCUAUGUCACGGAAGUCAAAAACGACGCGGAUAGCCAUGCCAUUCGAUUUGUGAUUCCAACCACCGUGGCCCCAAGAUACGUCCCACCCAGUGACCAUGACCAGAAGAGUGACGAUUUGGCCAAUAUGACAUUCUCUUCAACUUCACCGGCUCCUCUGAACAUCAAAGUCGUGGCAUGCAUUCAGGGCGAGAUCAAGUCCGCGGACAGCUUGUCUUCCCACAAAAUCCUAGUCAAAAGCAAAGGAACAAUUCCAGAACAGCCGGGUUGGAAUAAAGCUGUGGUGACGCUUGUUGGCAAUGUGACUGAAAUGGAUCGCGAUUUUGUCUUGUUGGUGACUCCGUUGGAGGCUGUCAUGAAACCGAGAGUAUAUUACGAGAUUUUGGAAAACGGUUCCCUGGCCGCAAUGACGCAUCUAAUUCCAAGCUUCGCUCUUAAAGAGGAGAAAGUGGAAUUGAUCAUUGUCGUGGAUCGAUCUGGAUCAAUGGGUGGUCAGAGUAUUCGGAUGGCCAGUGCUGCGCUGCAGCUCUUCUUGCACUCUCUCCCGACUGAUUGCUAUUUCAACGUUGUCGGGUUCGGUUCGAGCUAUGAAGUUCAGUUUAAGGAAGGAAGUGCAAAGUAUGGACCGGAGAGUUUGCAUUAUGCAGUGAAUAGUGCUAAAUGCAUUUCUGCAAAUUUAGGAGGGACUGAAAUACUUGAACCUUUGCAGCACAUUUAUUCAAGACCAUCGAUUCCUGGAUAUUUGCGACAAAUUUUUGUCAUUACAGAUGGUCAGGUGUCAAACACUGAGCAAGUAAUAUCCCUCGUCCAACAGAAUGCUCACAACAGUCGCCUGUUUGCACUCGGGAUUGGAGCCUCCUCGUCUCGCCACUUGGUUGAAGGGAUGGCGACUGCGGGUGGAGGGACCUGUGCCUUUGUCGAGGGGGACGCAAGUAUCCAGAAGGCGACGCUGAGUCAACUAAAAAAUGCUUUACAACCAUCCCUGACGGACAUAAAAAUUGAAUGGAUGGGAAUUCGAAACCCACAAAGAGUAGAACUUAACACGGAAAAGACACUUUUUGGCUACAACAAGCCAGUUGAGCCGGAAGUGAAAGGAAGCAAGUUUUCACAGUCUCCCAAGAACAUUCCGCCAAUCUUUGACGGAAGUCAACUGGUCGUCUUUGGCAUUUUCCCACCCGGUCAAGACAGACCCUCCGGAGUUAAGCUAACUGCCAAUUCCCCCGAUGGUCCGUUGACUUUGAACAUUGCUAUGAAUGAAACGAACCUUCUUGGAAGCACGCAAAUGCUCCACAAACUGGCAGUGAUAAAACUGAUACGCGAAUUGGAAAUGCAGGAGACAAUGCUGAGCGGAAUGAUCAAUGGCAGUAAGGAUGAAAUAGUCGCUCUCGGAGUUGAAUACGGAAUAACUUCGAAACACACAUCGUACAUUGCUAUUGAUGAAUCAGGUCAGCAACAACUUUACACAAUGCCGAUGCAGGAGCGUCAAAUUCCAAAUCAAUUGCCAUACGGAUCUACCUUUGGUUUCGGUUCUUCACGACAGAGAUUCAGAGACAGUUCAGUUGCUACUCAUUAUAGUCUCGCGAAUUUUUCACCUCAGAGGUCUUUAGGGGCGUGUUUCUUUGGCUCCUCUUCCGGUGCACUACCGAAACAUAAAUCGGUUCAUCCGGCUCAACAACAACAAAUGCAACCGCAAAUGCAACAACAACAGUCCUUUAGUUUCGGUUCAUCAACUCCAACCCAGUUUCCGUUACCGCCGUUGAAUUACCUUAAGGGUUUAGGUGUCGUAAAUUCGACAAUUUCCAGCCAAGUACCAUCUCCCAGCUUUGGAGGUUCACAACUUUUCCAGCCGCAACUCAAUUCCCAAGGGUCUACAUUAUCGGUGAAAAGCGACAGAGUGAUUCUUAUCAUUAGUCACCAAAAUUUUGAUGGAUCGUUUUCAAUGAGUGAUGCCCUAUGUCAAUCGCUUCGGGUGUCCUAUGCAGAUAUAAUUUCAGUGAGCACCAUUCAAGGAUGGGACACAACUCUAUGGGCUACUGUGCUAGCCGUCACUUGUCUAACUGACACGGACCUCAAGGUGGAAAAAGAUUCUUGGGAACUUGUCGUCAAUAAAGCUCAGAAAUGGAUGACUCAAUACUGCCGGGAUGCAGACUUGUUGCAAAGUAUGAUUUUUACGUCGUCGGAAGUUCAUACAAAAAAAUGUUAAUUGAAUACAUGCACCUGCUAAUAAAAUGGACUACAAAUAUACAAAUUAUACCCAACUGACAGCAAUUUUUCACCAGUUGAACCAAUUAAUAUCACAAUUAAUUGUCGUAGAUUUUUAUUGACGGUUAAACGUAUCUAUUUGAUAAUAUUGUACGUAUACAAACUAGUUGUUAUUUUGCCUAUCAGGCAUAAGCACUACCUGACAAUCGCUACCUGAACUAGAUUUUUUUUUCUAUUCUACAAUUAUUUUUAUUUAUUGAAAUAUGUAUUGUAUCGCAGAGUUCUAGUUUAAAAGUUACAGAAAACUUGUCAAAAAAGCUGACUACACAGGAGUCACACAAAAUGAAUUCCUAACCUGACCUAGAUAUUUACAACACUUCCAUAUGUAGGUAUAAUAAAAAAUAAAUAUACUUCUGUACUUACUGGUGAUCCCAACCAAUAAAUAAUUAAUCACGAUUAUUUAUCUAUUAAAGACUA
Molecule: messenger RNA, 3315 nt
Organism: Folsomia candida
Lineage: Eukaryota; Metazoa; Arthropoda; Collembola; Entomobryomorpha; Isotomidae
Product: von Willebrand factor A domain-containing protein 5A
Exons: 10
Coding region: 236-2839 (867 amino acids)
Source: RefSeq, a predicted model, not a curated record